AUGGCUGACCAGGAGAACAAACCUCCCAGUCAUUGGGCGGAGACUUAUGUGGACAACUCACUACCGACGAUCCCAUACCCUCCAAAUCCACAGCCUCAGAAUGGGAUCACGGACGACAACACGCAAAACAUCCAAGGCGCGGCUGUUCUUCCAUCUCCGAGAGCUGAUCAAAUGCUCACCCCUGUCCACAGCCCAUAUCGAAAUUGUGACCUUUUUGGUAACUAUUCUCACAACAUAGAUACGCCGGCUUCUCUACAAUAUGGAUAUGACCAUGCACCUUUGCCUUUCCGCUUGCAACAAUAUAACGGCAUUCAUCCGAAUAAUGUGCGAAACUACCAAGGCACGAAAACUCCCCAACACAACGCAUUGGUGGGAGCGAGUAGCCCUCUGAAUCCGUUUGCUCCUAUGCCAAAAGUGAGCAGCCACAAUCCAGGCCGUAUACUUAAUCCAGCUGCGCAAGAGUAUACAAAUUACAGCAAUCCCGUGCCGCAGGUUCAUAGCGCGCCACAAGGGUGUGGGCCAUUUAAUAAUGGUACUGCUAGACAACAAGCAAUACCCCAAUACAACAGUCCUUUGCAUGUGACCACACCAGUUGCAUCGCAUUCGUAUGGAGGUACUAAAACGCCAAACUCUAGCCAGUAUCCGUCGACUGCCCAGGUCAGUGAUAAACGAGGUCAGGGCUUGACACAUUCCCAAGUUCUAGGGAAACCACAAUGGAGAGCCAAAGGUUCUCCAUUACCACGAUCAACACCAGCAGGCAAGUCUGACAGCAGUGGCAUUGCCACUCCUGAAAACGACGACAUUGCCAUCCAACGAAAGCCAGCCAUGGUACCUAAGACGUACCCUCUGCAUGCCGAGCAUCUAAUGCCUGGGUGCAUUGUAUGGCUGUCAAACUACCAAGAAGGACAUGAACCAAUUUUAUGUGUCCAGAACCAUGAGUGUAACGACAAGGUGAAAGAAAAGGAUGGCCGUAAUCACCCGAUGACAACUCUCGGUGGUCUAACUCUGGACAUGUACGUCAACAAGCUGCGUACACUUGGACCAGACCCUUCAAAACAAUGGUAUUUUCAAGAGACGAUGCCAUUAUCUUGGAUUCCAAUACGAACACCCCAGCAGAAGGGUGACAAGCUUGACGCAGUGCAGAAGCACGAGCAGAACCAAGAGUCGCAGCACCAUGCUGACGCGGCAAAACCUUGUUGUAUCUCUCGCGGGGUAGCAUGCAGAGACGGUCGUACAUGCGUGUACAUCACAUCUACGCCGUCCCCAUCAAGCAGCUGCAAGCUUGCAGCCGUAUCGAGAAAAGCGUUUGCGGCUGCUCCGCAACGCCUUAGAAACCUUCGAGACGAGGAGAUGGCACAAUUCAAUGCCAUUCAAUUGGCUGAAAGCCAAGCUCGUCAAGAUGAAGCUGCCAUGCAGCAAGGCCCGAACGUCGCCACAGCAAAGCCCAUUGGGUGA
Molecule: messenger RNA, 1455 nt
Organism: Botrytis sinoallii
Lineage: Eukaryota; Fungi; Ascomycota; Leotiomycetes; Helotiales; Sclerotiniaceae
Exons: 5
Coding region: 1-1455 (484 amino acids)
Source: RefSeq, a predicted model, not a curated record